This is a messenger RNA of Macrosteles quadrilineatus (aster leafhopper), 1332 nucleotides long. RefSeq names its product tumor suppressor candidate 3 (gene Ostgamma). Gene Ontology annotation, cellular component: oligosaccharyltransferase complex. The record is from RefSeq and is a predicted model, not a curated record. Bases 137 to 1126 code for a protein of 329 amino acids. The transcript has 8 exons. NCBI's taxonomy places the organism in Eukaryota, Metazoa, Arthropoda, Insecta, Hemiptera, Cicadellidae.
UGACAGCAUAGCAGCACUACCACUAGCAGAAGCAGACGAUUUAGUAGACGAAUAGCAAUAGACAUCGAUUCGACAUAAGUUCAGUUCGGUUUUGUAAACAAAUAGAAGUGACUUAAUUUACUAACUUUUAUUUAAAAUGUAUAUAUCAUGGAGUUUUGUCCUUCUGUCUUUAUGUACUUAUUUAUUGCAGUCUUGCACUGGACAAAUAAAAAAUAAGGGACAGAGUUUAAGUGAAAGAGUGCAACAACUGACAGAAAUGAAUAUGAAGCGAUCAGUUUUAAAGUUUAAUGGAGCAAGAUUUAGAGAAUUUGUGAAAGCUACACCAAGAAACUAUUCAGUUGUUGUGAUGUUCACAGCAAUGGAGCCGCAAAGACAAUGUUCAAUUUGCAGGCACGCACAUGAUGAGUUCAUUAUUGUGGCGAAUUCGUUCCGCUACUCUCAAAUAUAUUCCAACAAGUUAUUCUUUGCUAUGGUGGAUUUUGAUGAGGGUGGUGAUGUAUUUCAAAUGCUAAGACUAAACACGGCUCCCAUAUUCAUUCAUUUCCCAGCCAAAGGUAAACCCAAGAACAGUGAUACCUUCGACAUCCAGAGGGUCGGAUUUGCUGCCGAGUCCAUUGCCAAAUGGAUCGGAGAAAGAACAGAUGUUCAGAUCCGAGUUUUCCGUCCACCCAACUACUCGGGAACGAUGGCCCUUGUCAUGUUGUUUGCCUUGGUCGCUGGAUUCUUGUACCUCAAACGCAACAAUCUCGACUUUCUCUACAACAAGAAUCUGUGGGCAAUCAGUGCAGUGUUGUUCUGCUUCGCAAUGGUGUCCGGACAGAUGUGGAACCAUAUCCGCAGUCCUCCGUUUGUCCACCGCAGUCAAUCCGGAGGAGUCGCCUACAUCCACGGAUCGUCACAGGGCCAGUUUGUACUGGAGACGUAUAUCAUAAUUGUGCUCAAUGGCGCUAUAGUCCUAGGUAUGAUCAUGAUGACGGAUGCUGCGGCUCGAAAGAACGGAGACGUAAGAAUGCGACAGAUCAUUGUCGUUGUGGGUCUUGCUAUUGUAGCAGUGUUUUUCAGCGUUAUCUUAUCAAUAUUUAGAUCGAAAGCUCACGGAUACCCUUACAGUUUCCUCUUCAAGUAGCUACUAGUGGAUCCCGACUGGGCAGAAGCUCUCUGAGUUGUUGGACUAUUUUAACCUUAGUUUGUUGUUCAGUUGAUAUUUGACUGUUAUGAAAGUGAUUGUGACACCAAGAACCAUCCAGAAUGUGGUCGGUUUCCAUCCUGCUACAUGAUCAAAUUGCAAAUAAACUUUAAUUAAUUGUGGGCACAUUAAACUUUUUGUAGAAA